Molecule: messenger RNA, 351 nt
Organism: Eruca vesicaria subsp. sativa (arugula)
Lineage: Eukaryota; Viridiplantae; Streptophyta; Magnoliopsida; Brassicales; Brassicaceae
Source: the annotation of a GenBank genome assembly
AUGAAGAAUCUAACGAUUUUUGUUGCUAUAAUAUUAUUUUCAAGCUGUGUCACAUCUCAAUUCCUUGAUCCAACAGAUGACGAAGAGCUCCAAUGGUCAGGUUACUCUAAGGCGCCCUCGCCUAUCCACAAACACAAUCCAAAUGAGAAAUUAAAGAAGUGCUUUUCCAGUUACAAGAUGGUAACAAAAUGUUUGAAUAAGGCGUUAACCAAAAAAACAACCACUGAUUCUAACUGUUGUGCCAUGAUUGAGAAGUUGAAUGAAAAUUGUAAACAUACAGAACUCGGAUCGUUCAGUAACAACUUUGUUCAGAAACAUUGCUCUGACAACAAUGCUCCUACUCCGGCUUAG